GGCCCGGCCGUGCCCGCCGCCGCCCGGCCGCGUCCCCGCUGCCGCGCCGCCCGGCCGGGUGCAUGCAUUGUGGGCCUCCCGACAUGGUCUGCGAGACGAAGAUCGUGGCCGCCGAGGACCAUGAGGCGCUGCCGGGGGCCAAGAAGGACGCGCUGCUCGCCGCCGCCGGCGCCAUGUGGCCCCCGCUGCCCGCAGCUCCUGGGCCGGCCGCCGCGCCCCCCGCGCCCCCACCUGCCCCGGUGGCUCAGCCUCGCGGCGGGGCGGGGGGCGCGGGGCCGCCGGGGGGGCGCGGCGUGUACAUCCGCGAGUUCCGUGCGACCGAGCAGGAGGCGGCGCGCCGCAUCUUCUACGACGGCAUCAUGGAGCGCAUCCCUAACACGGCCUUCCGCGGCCUGCGGCAGCAUCCGCGCGCGCAGCUGCUCUACGCCCUACUGGCGGCGCUGUGCUUCGCCGUGAGCCGCUCGCUGCUGCUGACGUGCCUGGUGCCGGCCGCACUGCUGGGCCUGCGCUACUACUACAGCCGCAAGGUGAUCCGUGCCUACCUGGAGUGCGCGCUGCACACGGACAUGGCGGACAUCGAGCAGUACUACAUGAAGCCGCCUGGCUCCUGCUUCUGGGUGGCCGUGCUGGAUGGCAACGUGGUGGGCAUUGUGGCCGCACGGGCCCACGAGGAGGACAACACGGUGGAGCUGCUGCGGAUGUCUGUGGACUCGCGUUUCCGCGGCAAGGGCAUCGCCAAGGCGCUGGGCCGGAAGGUGCUGGAGUUCGCCGUGGUGCACAACUACUCCGCGGUGGUGCUGGGCACGACGGCCGUCAAGGUGGCCGCCCACAAGCUGUACGAGUCUCUGGGCUUCAGACACAUGGGCGCCAGUGACCACUACGUGCUGCCUGGCAUGACCCUCUCGCUGGCCGAGCGCCUCUUCUUCCAGGUCCGUUACCACCGCUACCGCCUGCAGCUGCGCGAGGAGUGACCGCCAGCACUCACCCGCCCGCCACCCCGGCCGCCCUGCCCGCCUGUGCCCGCCUGCCCGCCGCCCGGCGCGGCCUCUGCUUUCAGACGCCCACCUGGUGUUUGGGUUGGGAUUUCCCUUUUCAACAUCCUGCGGUUGUCUGGCUGGUUCUGGGGGGUGCGGGGCUGUUGCUCUUCCGCGACACUGGUGGGGGUGGGUCGUUUGUCGCCACAGCCCCUCGCCCUUCCCCACCUGCCCGGGCGGCUUGCCACCUGAAGAGUGGCAUCUUGGACCACCGCAGUUGUCCACGACGCUGCCCUGCCCGCCGCCACUGGGGAAGGCCCAGCCUUGCUCACCAAGCACAGAACCUCGCAACAGAGCCCGGGGCCAGGCUCCGGCCCCGCCUGCGGCCCCAGCGCCACUGCCCGUGGAGGCCCGAGCUGGCCAUGGCGCUGCUUUGCUCCGAGCAUGCCGAGGGUGUGGCCCGGCCGAGCAUGCCGCAUGCACACAGCCCUGCCCUGCCGCCCUGCCCGGAGACCUGGGCCGGUGAGCGCCCCUGUCCCUGGCCCCGAGCUGGCCAUGGGAGGGCCUGUCCCUGCCCCCACCCCCUGGAGGGCCUGGUCUGCCCCGCGCUGCCCGGCUCUGUCCACGCCUGCUUUGCUCUGAUGCCCUCCUUUCCUCUGGCUCCGGCCCCUCCCCUGCCUGGGCUGGGCUGGCUGGUGUCAUCACCUGGGUGGCUCCCAUGGCGUCCGUGGCACCGCCGGGGUGGGGGUCCAUGGGACCCCUCUCCCCAGUGCCCACUGGAUCACGGUGGCUUCUCCCAGAUUUCCCUGGGGACCUCCUGCCUCUGGCUGACGGUCCACCCUGUGAAUCUUACCAGCCCAGGCUGCUGCCAACAGCGCCCAGCCCACAGCUUCUCCCAGCCUGAAACCAACCCAUUUUCUAAUAAGUUAUUUAGACAGAAUAGCACUCUGCAUGACUUUAAUUCUUGGGACAAAACGGUAGUUUGUACCGUAAGACACAGUUUCUGGCCCAGUGUGAUGGGGGUGGGUGGCCAGGUGGGUGGAGCGCUCUGCUGUUGGAGACCUGGAGGGAAACCCUGACUGGGUGUCAUUUCCCACCAUGGAGCACGUCUCCCAGCCCUGGCCUGCAGGGUGGGCAGGGUGGGGGGCAAGGGAGUCCGCAGCCUCUGGGAGGAGGGGCAGGGUGCUGCCUUGGGCUGGGUGGGAAGAGGGUUGGCCGCCUCGGCUCCUGCUGGCCAUGCUCCUGGUCUCUCCUUCCUGAGGUCACAGGCAGGGGCUGCCCUGGGUGGGGGGGUGGCCUGGAAGGGGAGACAGAGGAGGAGGGUGACACAGGUCGCACAUCCAGCCUAGAGGCGGACCUGGCUUUGGUGGCAGGAGAAGAAGAAACACUUGCCCAGACCCCUUUGUGUGGGGAAUUGGGGAGGGGGUGUGGCAGGCAGGCGGGCCACGGAACUGGGUCCCGGGCACCAAGGCCACGUGCAGGGCCACGGAGGGAUGCUCCUCACGAGGCUUCAGAAGUGAGCGAGGGGACGGAGAAGCCCCGUGUCCGAGGGCCUUUUGUCCCGUUAGCAAUUGAGGUGUGCAGAGCACUGUACAGACCCCACUCCCCUGUACAUUCUCCCUGGAGGUGCCCGGUCCCUGCUCGGGGAUGGGAGUUUUGUAGACUGUACAGAAAUCGGCACCCUAUUUUCUUGCAGCUCAGAUUUUGUUAAUCUGGAAUAUACAGACAGACGUAAAGUGUUUUAGCAAAAUGGAAACAAACAGUUGUGCCUUUUUCCUCUUUUGGUUUGGUUUGGGUUUGGCUGGGGGCAGGAGGGGCAGGGCGGGCCAAGUGCAGUCAGGUCUUGGGAGUGUCAUGUCGGGGUGCCGCCAGCUUCCCUUGGUCCUGUGCCUUUGGAGCCUUGGGCUCCUGGGGUUAAGGGCACUUGGGGCUGGCUGUUGGAGCCCACCAACGCCAGGGCAGGGCCUGGAGGCCCAGGGAUUGCCAGUGUCUCGUUGAUACUGACCUGAGCUGGGCUCAUAGCAGAUCCCCCUCCUGGGUUCUGAGAGUCCUGGGCAGUGUGGCCCUCUCCCAUUCUGGUGGCACCUGCGCCCCUGAGUGACCUCUUCCCUGGCUGCACUGCCCUGUGGGUGGUGGGACGCUUGGCCUUUCUUUGUUGCUGUCAGGACUUGGUAGAGAUGGCAGGAAGGGUGUGUGGGGUGGUUGCGUGCGGAACCCUGCCGCCCCUGAGGUGUGCAGAGGCACUGGUGUGCCUGCCAGGCUGGGGCGGAGCUGCCCGGAGCCCUCUCCAGGCCAAUGUGCAGCUCAGUGGGGCCCUUGAAGGCCACUGGGGGGCAGAUGUGUCCUCCCCCCGGGCUGGAGGCCAGGCUGCCCUGGGCCGCCUUGUCCCUCCAGCCCGGGAUCCCACUGCUCUGCACGUGUGCACUGACGUGAAUUUUAUAUGUUUGUAGAAACUGAUGUAACUUUUUCUACCUCUGAAGCGCCCUCCUGGGCCCUGCUGUCAUGUGGCUGGUGCGGCUUCCCCGAGUGCUGGCCCCCUGCCCGCUCCCCAUGGGCACCCACCACUCAGACUCUGCGUGGCGAGGCCCAGGGAAAGCCAGCCCGGGGCCCGGCACUGCUUAGGGGCCUGGGGCUCCUGGAAUUUCUGUGUGUUUGGAAGCCUCUGUAGUGGGGAGGGCAUAAGGCGGGAGGGGCUGGCAGUGCCCGGGGCCAGAGCUGGGCGAAGGAGGAUGAGCAGUGCAGGCCUGACGAGAGGCUCCGGGCAGCUGAGGGCUGAGGCGCCUUGGGAUGCCCCGCACUGCCCAGAGCCAUGGGUCUUGCUGUACUGGGGGUGGGGUGGCCCCGUGCGGCUGCCACCACCCAGGUGUGAGCCGCUGCAGACCUGGCUCCUGAGGGUGGGAGGCCUGCUUGUGCUGAAGCUGCCAUUUGGUCUGGCCCCCAGAAGGGCUCCUGAGUGUAGGGAGUUGAGCCCCGCAGCCAUGGUGGCGUCUCCCCCUCCUUCCUCCGCCCCAUGCCCAGCCUUGCUUCCGGCUGGUGUCAUGCCUUGGGGCCAGGCAGCAGCUGAGAAGCUGCCCCCAGAGGGAGGGACCAACUGAGGGCUGAGUUGGUCUGGCCUGAGGGCUGGCCUUGGGGGAAGGCUGGGUCUGGAGGCCCUGUGGACAGCAGGCCUGGGGCCACCCCUCUCCUGCUCUGGGUGUCCUCAGAGAAGAUGGCAGAAGGUUGCAGGCCUUAGAGGGGACAGGUGGGGGACGCCCUGAGCUUCCUGGCCGUGUGGCAGGUGCUGAGGAAGCUCUCUGGGACAUAAGGACCUGGCUCCCCUCUGAGAGGCCCACCUGCCCCGGGGCAGCCAGGGCUGUGCCUGUGGCCUGAGGCUGGGAACUUGGUUUCCUGGGCUCUGUUGGCGCCUGGGAUUUGUGGGGGCCAAAGGUGAUUGCCCCGCCAGGCAGGGGGCUGUGUGGGCCCUCGUGGGGCCAUCUUCUUGUCAGUGCCCGAGGGACGGUGGAACAGUUGCCCCUGCGCCGAGGGAGCCCACUGCCGUCCCCCAUGAGCUGGCGCUGCAGCUGCGCACCCUGUAUUGCCUGCUGACUUGCUUGUGUCUGUCUGGAAGCAGUUUCUGUUUGGCCACAGGCCUGUGUGCCUGGGCUGAUGGCCACAGAGCUGACACUUGGGAUUUGAGUUCCAGACUUGGCAGACCCUGGGAUCCGCUUACUCCUCGGCGCCACGGCUGCUGUGCUUCCAAUGGUGGCAUGAUGCCUCCUGGGGCCACAGCGGGGUGAAGGAGGGUGAGCCGGACAUACCAUUGUUGGAUGUAUUUUUUUUUUUAAAACAGCAAUAAUUAGCCAUUUUAAAGGAGGGGUGUACCUGUGUGUGCAUGUGCACGUGUUUGAGCAUGUGUGUGUGUGUGUGCAAGUGGGUUCUUGAUGUGUGUAGUGUGAACAUGUGUGCAUGUGUAUAGGUGUGCAUGUGUGAGCGUGUGCACGUGUAUGAGUGCGUGUUGUGUAUGUGCAUAAGCAUGUACACGGGUGAGCAUGCAUGUGUGCAUGUGAGUGUACACGUGUGUACAGGUGUACAUGUGCAUGAGUUCUUGCGUACCUGCGUGAGCACGUGUAUGAUAUACGUGUGGGUGUGCGCAUGUGUGAGUGUGCAUUUGUUUGUGUCGGGUAUGCAUGAGCAUGUAUACAUGUGUGAUGCACAUGUUCUUGUGUACUUCUCUGAGGGGCACGUGUAUGAAUGGAUGCGUGUGUACAUAUGCAUAUGGUGUAUGUGUACUUGUGUAUGCGUGGGCGUGUAUGCGUGUGAGUCCUUGCGUGUGCUGGUGUAUGUGUGGGCAUGCACGUGUAUGGAUGUACAUGUGAGGUGUACAUGCAGUGUAUAUGUGUGUUGCAUGAGCAUGCGCGUGUGUGAGUGCCUGUGUGUGUACUUGCAUAUAUGUGGCUGUGCAGGCACCCGGCGGUGGUGAGCUGGCAGUGCCCGGGGAAGCAGGUCCUACCCACCGAUUCCCUGCUGGGCCCCCGGCCCUGGGCAGAGCUUCCCUGGCCCCUCUUGCCCCUCGGUGGGGCGGGGCCUCGGUGGACGGCCUGGGCAGCUCCAGGGCAGGUCCAGGGAGGCCAGGCUUGGGGAGCGCAGGGGGUGGGGUUCACCUGCCGCUGUUUGUUCCCGAAACUGUACUGUGAGCCCACGGCGGGGGCAGAUUGUUCUGAGGCCCCAGAUGUGCCAAAACAGCCCCCAGGGUGGGGCAAGCGCGUUCUGAGGGGAGGGGCUGCGGGGGCCCGGGGUGGGUGUGCGCCCCUCCCCUGGAUGGCCCCCAAUGCUGCUGUUUUUCAAUAAAACCAGAGUUGAAGGCA
This is a messenger RNA of Chlorocebus sabaeus (green monkey), 5818 nucleotides long. RefSeq names its product N-acetyltransferase 8 like (gene ASPNAT). The record is from RefSeq and is a predicted model, not a curated record. Lineage: Eukaryota; Metazoa; Chordata; Mammalia; Primates; Cercopithecidae. Gene Ontology annotation, cellular component: mitochondrial membrane. Gene Ontology annotation, molecular function: L-aspartate N-acetyltransferase activity.